UCACAUAUGGUUCUGACAGUUCGUAGUGGAUUGUAAACACAUGCGAUGCUAUUUGGGAUGUGUUGCCUUGUGAUUGUAUAUUAAACUUAGUUCGUUUAUAAAUAAGAAUUGCUUAUAUUAUUUGUAUAUACAUAUGUAUGUGAAAUAUUAUUAAACGAUUUUAAACAGUUAGUUAUAAUGUCGGUAUCAGUUGCAACCAAAGCGCCACCGCUUACGUACAAAGUUCUAAAUGAAUGCUCGGCGACAAAAGCACGAGCCGGUGUGAUGGCACUGCGGCAUAGUGAAGUUAAUACACCCGUCUUCAUGCCCGUUGGUACACAGGGUACCAUGAAAGGCGUGUUACCGGAUCAGCUCAUUGAAUUAAAUUGUCAAAUUUUAUUGGGAAAUACAUACCAUCUGGGUAUGCGACCAGGCAUUGAAACGCUACAGAAAGCAGGCGGCUUGCAUAAAUUUAUGAGUUGGCCGCGUGCUAUACUUACGGACUCAGGUGGUUUUCAAAUGGUGUCAUUAUUGCAAUUAGCUGAAAUUGAUGAGAAAGGCGUUAAUUUUCGUUCUCCGUACGAUGACACGAUGUGUAUGUUAACACCUGAACAUUCCAUACAAAUACAAAAUACCAUUGGCGCUGAUAUAAUGAUGCAAUUGGAUGAUGUGGUAAAGACAACAACAACGGGACCACGUGUGGAAGAGGCUAUGCAGCGUACAAUACGUUGGGUGGAUCGUUGCAUUACAGCGCAUGCACGCGAUGAUGAACAAAGUUUAUUUCCCAUUGUGCAAGGUGGUUUGGAUACAGCAUUACGGCAGCAAUGUGUGGCGGCAUUGAAAGAACGUAAAGUGCGUGGUUUUGCUGUUGGCGGCUUGAGCGGAGGCGAAAGUAAAGAUGAAUUUUGGCGUACGGUGCACACUUGCACUGAUCUCUUGCCAAAGGAUAAGCCCCGUUAUCUUAUGGGCGUAGGUUUUGCAGCUGACUUAGUAGUUUGCGUAGCACUUGGUAUUGAUAUGUUUGAUUGUGUUUUUCCUACACGUACGGCAAGAUUUGGCUGUGCUUUAGUACACAGCGGUCAGUUAAAUUUAAAGCAAAAGAAGUAUGAAAACGAUAUGUGCCCGAUCGAUGAAAACUGUAUAUGCAGCACAUGUAAAACAUAUACACGAUCCUAUCUGCAUCAUAUAGCCACUGUUGAAAGUGUCUCCUGCAGUUUAUUAAGCGUGCAUAAUAUUGCUUUCCAGCUGCGUUUGAUGCGUGAAAUGCGAGAAGCAAUACAACGUGAUCAAUUUCCACAAUACGUCAAGGAUUUUAUGGCAAAAUAUUUUGUAAAUGAAACAAUACCAAAAUGGAUUAUUGAAGCGUUGGCAGCUGUGAAUAUAGAUUUAGAAAUUAAUAAUGAGGCAGUGUCUGCUCAAACGUAGUAAUAAACAUCUAUUUCAAUAUUAUAAAC
Molecule: messenger RNA, 1433 nt
Organism: Teleopsis dalmanni
Lineage: Eukaryota; Metazoa; Arthropoda; Insecta; Diptera; Diopsidae
Gene: Tgt
Product: queuine tRNA-ribosyltransferase catalytic subunit
Exons: 2
Coding region: 178-1404 (408 amino acids)
Cellular component (GO): cytosol
Molecular function (GO): tRNA-guanosine(34) queuine transglycosylase activity
Source: RefSeq, a predicted model, not a curated record